This is a messenger RNA of Sorghum bicolor (sorghum), 859 nucleotides long. RefSeq lists its product as uncharacterized. Gene Ontology annotation, molecular function: mRNA binding. The transcript has 4 exons. Bases 233 to 748 code for a protein of 171 amino acids. The record is from RefSeq and is a predicted model, not a curated record. NCBI's taxonomy places the organism in Eukaryota, Viridiplantae, Streptophyta, Magnoliopsida, Poales, Poaceae. Gene Ontology annotation, cellular component: nucleus. Gene Ontology annotation, biological process: mRNA export from nucleus.
AGCUACUGGCCCAUCCAACCAUCCUACGGGCAUGUUGUAGCAUCAGACACCCGGUAACCGGCCGCGCCUUCGGGGCGGUCCGACAGCCCACGAGCCAUGCCUUGUGCCAUAUCCCCAAGGCACGACAUGGCACGGCACACCAUGCGAUGGCCAUCUAUACAUACCUAGAAUCUUCCAUCCAUCUAUCUGUCGACUUUCCUAAAAAGAACUAGUUGUCGACUUGUCUGUUGUCAUGGGCUCAUCAUGGCUCCCAGAUCUCCCUCCCUCGCCCGCCGCCGUUGUUGCCGGAGAAGAGAGGGCAUGGCCGACGCCCUCGACAUGUCCCUCGACGACCUCAUCUCCAAGAGCAGGAGCACCCACCAACGGCCCCGGGGGUGAGGCCCUGCCUCCGGAGGCGGAGGCGGAGGCCCAGGCCCCGCACCCACGGCACCGCGAUGCCGCUUCAACACCCGUGCUGCGGCAGCACCUUACCUCCGCCGCGCAGCCUUCUCUCUUUCAAGGGCCAUGCCGCCCUAGCCGCCGAUGGUGUCCGCUUUUGACGAGCCCACCAAGCUCUAUAGCUCUAACCUCGACUACGGGCGUCUCCAACAACGACAUCAAGGAACUCUUUUCUGAUGUUGGUCAUAUCAAGCGUUACUCCAUCAACUGUGACAGGAGUAGAAGAUCAAAGGGAACUGCAGAGGUCAUCUUCUCAAGAAGGUCUGAUGCUCUAGCUGCCGUUAAGAGGUACAACAAAUGUGCUGCUUGAUGGCAAGGCUAUGCAGAUUUAGAUCAUCGGGACAAACAUUCAGGCACCACCACCACUACCAACCGCUUUUUUCUCUUUCAAUCCACCAGCUGGAAACUUCAAUUUGACUUU